CCAAACACGAGGCCGAGAGGUUACUAAUGACUGUAUUCUAAAACGGAGGACAUCAACUAGGGAAAAGAGCCGCGACCAAUUGACCUACUGGAAAGGCUUCUUGUCAUUCUCUUGUGAAAAUCUUGAUCUAGACUCACCUAGCGAGGACUACAUAUCCCAAGUGCCAUUGCGAGGGGCAACUCACCCACCUCCGGUAUAAACCGGAAGUCACUGACGCUUCAGACCAGUCUUGGUGGAAAUGGGCUGGAAGUUGGAUAGGUCUGGGAAAACUGCCAGGAGCGAUGUCUUGAUCCGCGCAAGUGUGGUCUGGCAUCCGUGAUAAGGACUCUGAAGCACAAAGGGGGCAAGUAAUCACCAGGAGGUGAAAGGCAGGAUUAAGAAUCAGCAAAUGAUGACUCCAGCGUCCCCCCACUUUUCUUGCUGUCAUGAAAUCUCCUCAGGGCCUGUAUAAGUCCUUAGGUUUUGAAUCCUGUACCUGAAGACACCCACAGGACACUGAAGCAGGAGAAGUAAAAAGAAAAAAGCCACGCCUCCCCCUGAGGAGAUGCAGAGCCUCAGGACUGAGCAGACACAGGGACUACUGCCUCGGGACAGCAAGGCCUGGGAGAAGCCAUGCCACUCCACCUUCCCCAAGGACUGGGAGGCUGUGGAGGUCGGGGCCUCCAGCUGUGACAGUGAUGAGAAAGAUCUGUCUUCUCAAGAGACUGGGCUGUCUCAGGAGUGGAGCUCAGUGGAGGAAGAUGAGGAGUCAGAGGAUUCUCAGGGCUUUGUGGAGUGGUCCAAGGCUCCACAGCAAACCACCAUCGUGCUGGUAGUGUGCGUGCUGUUCCUAUUCUUGGUUUUAACUGGGAUGCCCAUGAUGCUCCACAUUUAACUACCACAGAAGCCGCUGUAUGGAAGCAUAAUCCCACGUCACAUUAAGAAACUGUCCUGGCUAGAAACAAGGAAUGGAUACCGAGCAUUAAGAAAUGCCUUUCACAUCCAUCGAGAUGAGUUUAUAAUUACUUGUAAUUUAUUUAUCCGAAAGAUUUGUUUUAAUUAUGUGUCUGUGUGUAUAUGUGUUGUUGUGAGUGCAGUACCCGCAGAAGCCAGCAGAGGGAGUUUGAUCAAGCCCCUGGAGCUAAAGUUGUAGGCAAUUGUGAGCUGCCCGACAUGGGUGCUGGGAGCAGAGCUCUGGUACCCUUAACUGCUGAGCUGUGUCUAUAGCUUUAUGAGAUCCCCCCCCACCCCAUAAAACUUUUUAUUAUGAGGUUUCUGUAUUACUAAAAUUUAUUUAAAUGAAUACAUCAUUGAUCAUAAAAACAUUAUUUUGCACACUAUUGAGAAGUUGUGUAAGAAACUGCUGAGAAAGAAAAAAAUGUGAAUUAAUUGUAAGACAUUAUGAAUUGGAAGACAUCUCUUCAGAGAAGCUAAAAAAUGUGCAACUUAGGGUCAAUGUCAAACCAUCUCUGUCUUCUACAAAAUUAUCCUUGUACAAUUUAA
This is a messenger RNA of Rattus rattus (black rat), 1482 nucleotides long. RefSeq names its product small integral membrane protein 17 (gene Smim17). Bases 545 to 874 code for a protein of 109 amino acids. The transcript has 5 exons. NCBI's taxonomy places the organism in Eukaryota, Metazoa, Chordata, Mammalia, Rodentia, Muridae. The record is from RefSeq and is a predicted model, not a curated record.